Eriocheir sinensis (Chinese mitten crab) is the source of this 7468-nucleotide messenger RNA. RefSeq names its product gamma-tubulin complex component 6-like (gene Grip163). Gene Ontology annotation, biological process: spindle assembly; meiotic cell cycle; microtubule nucleation. The record is from RefSeq and is a predicted model, not a curated record. Bases 240 to 5579 code for a protein of 1779 amino acids. NCBI's taxonomy places the organism in Eukaryota, Metazoa, Arthropoda, Malacostraca, Decapoda, Varunidae. The transcript is spliced from 26 exons. Gene Ontology annotation, molecular function: gamma-tubulin binding; microtubule minus-end binding. Gene Ontology annotation, cellular component: spindle pole; centrosome; equatorial microtubule organizing center.
UGGCGCGAAAGUGACGUCAUAUUGAUUUGCAAGGAGACGGGAGAUCCCACGUCGACCUCUCCUCCUCGUUUCUUAGCCGCCGUGUAAUUUUGGCCGGGUGUUCGUGAGUGCCUGGAGGCUGCGGCGAUGGGCGAGCACGCGGGGCACCGGCUGUAGGGGGCGAGGGGUGCCCAAGACCACUGCCAAGGGUUUGUUUACAUGCAAGAUGGCGUAGAGGGCCAUCUCAGCGUCCAUCCACCAUGCAGCACCGAGGACCAGUGGCCGUCGUGCCUGCUGGGGGAGGCCAUCAUGCGCCAAGACCUAGUGGCCCCAUCAACCAUGCCCCCAGACCUAAUGGCCCCACCAAGACCACCAGUAACACCACCACCACCAUCACGAAGACCAAUGUCACCCCCUCCUCACCCAACAUGGACAGCACGCUCAGCCUAGUGAAGCAGCUGGUGACCCACUUCGUCGAGGCUUCCUUUGGACAGUGUAGGGUGAGAGACAGGGACCAGGAGGAGGCCUUCAAAGGGAGGCUGAAGGUGCUCGUCUACUCCAUUCUCCUCUCACACAGGAAAGACUACGCGCGGGAGAACUCAUCUUUGCGGCUGAACGAACUGGAGGAGGUGAUCUGGCACACCCACGUCUUGCGCCAGCAACGGAGAUUCGACGACGGCAACGCCCUGGACGGCUGCCUCCACGCCCUCAGAGAACGAGGGCACUUGGAGGCCGGGAGUGAUGUGCGGACAGUGAUGAGGUUCCUGGUGGCUCUGAAGGGGCAGGGUGGGGCGGUGGGGGAGGUGCAGCAGCCCGUCCUGGCUGAACUCAGACCCAGGAUUGUGCACCAGAAGGAGAACACCCCGUCCUUCCUUCCACCGGGACCUCUACAGUAUGGAGACACAUUCCUGCAGAAGGCAGAGACCGGACGUCCUUACCUCUCCUUCCCUUCCUCCUUGUACACUCGCUUGGCCACACAUCUACCGCAGGAUGGAGGAGGCUCAAUGGGGAUGUCCAGCGCCCCCUUUGAUGUGGAGGAGAUGAUCCGCCUCAGCAGUGCUCCUCCUGGCACUGGCGUCAGCCCACUCCUCACUGGGGAAAGUGAUGCCCUGAAAAGGGGGAAAGUCCUGGGAGCACUACUGCAGGAGUCCAGGAAGGAGGUGAGCCCCAACAUGGCUCUCUCCCUCCCCAGACUGCCAAACAAUGCCAAAGGUUACAACCCCUUCAGCCUCUCCUCCUCACUCACCACAAAAGCUUCCACCACCACCACCCUGCACUCCACCUCCCCUUCAGGCACCAGUGGUGUUGGAGGUGAUGAAGGCUAUGCAUCCUCCCAUUCCAAUGCCAGCCACUCCACAGAGGAGGAGGGGGAGGAGGACCCCUGGGAAACUGUGCUGGCUGCCCUUCCCCUGAGCACCCACCGCUCCUGGGCCACCCUCGGACACAUCCCGGAGACCAAGGAGAAGCCCUUCAUAUCUGAGGCAGGGACAGAAACGACACACAAUGUGUGGCUGCUGUACCAGGAGCUGUGGUCCAUUGUAGGGGGCCACAGCAUUCCCCAGCUGUGUGUGCGGCCCGUCAAGGAGCUGUGCCAGGACAUACUCUACCUCCUCAUUGGUGUCCCUUCAAAUAGCUUCCUUUGGUCUGAUGAGGAGGAGUGUUUCAGCAUCAAGAGUGGGCUUUGCCACCCCAACAUCACCCCUGAGGCACUGAAAGGCUCUCUGCUGCCCCUUGUUGAGUGCGGCACUCUGGUCCGCAGGCUGGAGGUGCUGUGUUCCACCCCAAAGUUUGACACACAGCAGGUGUUGACACAGGGCUCGGUGUUCAUUGCCUUCACCUUCGCCAUAUCCAACAUGCUCCAGACAUACAGAGAGAAGGUGCUCAAUCUGGGAGACGAAACUCUCCUCUCAGGACUGCUGGAUAAAGCUCAGCCACUAGUCAAGAAAAUCAAGUUUGUUGCCUCUCUUUGCAAAAUUACAACAAAUAGUAAAAGAACCAAGGAGUCACAGAAUGUCUCAAGAGAUACAGCAGGGAUUAACAGAAUUAAGGAGACAACCGACAUCUCAUUGGGAAUCAGUAACAAGAGACAGCUGGGGAAGGUGGAGGAAGGCCCGGCAUGUCUUCCAAGAGGCCUGUGUCUUCUGGGGGACCUGCUCAACAGUAUCACCACCACAAAGGACAGAGACUGCCUCCUCCUCCUUAUCUCCAUCUUUAAAAGCUCCUGUAUGCCCUUCUUUAGGUAUCUGGAGGAAUGGAUCUACCAGGGAGUGUGUUCAGACCCUGGGGCAGAGUUCAUGAUAGAAGUGAGUGGUGCAGCGCUUCUUAGGAGAGACCGCAUGUAUUGGACCUCUGGCUACACCCUGCGCCCCCACACCUCUGUCCCUUCCCUGUUCCGAGAUGUGCUGGAGGAAGCUUUUGUAUGUGGCAAGACCAUCAACCUCCUGCGAGUAUGCUCCGCAAAGCACUACCUGGUGUCUGGGAGUAACGACCAGCCAGCGAUGCAGCUUUGUGUGUCUGGUGAUGAGCUGGCACACAUGCAGAGCCGCUGUGAGGUGUAUGCUGCCCACAUGGACCAUGUGGCAGCUCAGAUGCAGGUCACAGUGCAGCGGAAGGCCGAGGAGGAGAGGCUGCAGAAGCACAGGCUUAUGACUGUCUCUACAAACAAGCACGCUGCCGUCCUGAAAGAGAUAGAGAGCAAGAUGCAUGAGCGUAAUCAGCACGUGAAGGAACAGAAGGCAGCCAAAUUCAAGGAGCUGAAAGAGGAGAUGGAGAAAGCAGAGCAGAGAAAGCAGGAACAGAAGGACAAGGAGGCAAAAGAGGAUUGCAAUAUUGCUCAAGAACAGGAAGAGAUGGAGAGGAGGAAAAUAGAAAAAGAAAAUGCACUAAGGAUCCAGAUGGAGCAGUUCUAUCAGCGAAAGAUAAGAGAAGCAGAACAGGCUGAGGCACGGGCCAAGUGGAAGGUGCAGAGGUGGUCCCUAAAUGCUGCACGAAAGCACUGCAUUGAAAACACCUCAUGGGACCCUGCAGAGGCAGAUGACACAGCCCCUAAAACGACAGAGGAAGAGGAAGUCAGUUAUUCCUUCCCCCAGACACCUGAUUCCAUCCCUGAAGAGCCUUCACCACUGGAGCAGGAGCAGGGCCCUAUUGGUGGUGCUCUUAAGCGGCCGCACCACAUGUACACACAGGGACAACACAGGGCAAAAGGGUGUACUUUUGCACCAUACCACCUGCAGCCUGAAAGGAAUGAGGAGCUCCUGAAGGAAAGCCCAAACCAAGAAGUCUCUUCAGUGUCUGAUAUGACAGCUUCACUAAUGAGCACAUCCUCAGAUUUUGUAGACACUCCAUUUGAUGAAAACCUUCCAGAAUUUGAGGCUGACCCCAAAAUACAGACAAUCCCUGAAAGCUGUGCUGUGGAAAACACUAAUUAUGCAUACAUGAAGAGUUCCAUUGAAGCAGCCUUAUAUGACAAUGGUAAUGGCAACCUUAAUCUUUCUCCUCCUGGUGCCACUACCUCGCCCAUUACUGCUCCUCCAGUCAUGCUCACAGCGUCUCCAGAUGCCAAUGCAAAUGUGCCAGAGCCAGUCACCAUUAUUGAGGCUCACACUCAAAAGGAGGACCACCAGGGAAAUAAAACAGACCACACCAGUAACACAGUGACCCAAAUUGAAGAUCAUCAAGGCAAUACCACAGAUCAGAGUGUCACACAGACUCAAGACUACCAGGGGAACACCACUACAGAUGACAGCAACAGCAACUUAAAUGAACUUGUGCUACAGUUCAAGGAGAGGCGAGCCCAGGCUGCUGCCAUCAAAGAGAAGGUGCUGAAUGAGUACCACCAAACCACCACCAAGAACAACAUGAACAUCAUCAAGUCAAGGGCUGUCACCUCAUCAUCAGCAGCUAAGAACAAGCAGCGCGUCGUUGAAACUGAGUAUGGCAUGACAGACACAGAAGCACAGCAGGAGGCAUUUGGAGGCGCCAAGUCAUACAGCCGACAAGUCUCCAGCACAAGCACUUCCAGUUUCCUCUCCUGCUCAUCCUCAGAGAGACCAAUGUCCACCUCGACAGCCUUCACCACCCCAGAUGAGGAAAGGCCAAUUUUGAUUGACCAGGUUGGCGGGGAGGUUCUGAAGGAGCGUGGCCGCAGCAUUCAUGGCCAUGCCUCUGAUGCUGUCAUUCAUAAGCUGCUGUGGAAAAAUGAACCCACGCCACUCCCCAGCCCCAACACUCCAAAGACAGAAGUCACUCCUAUAAAAGACUUGGUGGAGGAAGCCCUCAAGAACCUCCCAGUGCAGAAGACACCAUACUAUGACCUGGAGUUCAUGAAGCUCAUGGACCAGGAGCCUCUGCUGGACAUCACUGGCAGUGCUCUGAGGGGAAGACCUAACACCCGACCCUCCUCUACCAAAGCUUCCACCGCCUCUGAGUCCUCAUCAUCCACCACCUUGGCCUCCACUUCCACUGCCUUGACUUUCUCCACGUCUUCCCCCUUUAACCCCACAGAUGCCCCCUCAACUCUCGAGCUCUCUUGCGUCCCAGUGUACUUCAUCCGCUCCAUCAGAAUGCACCUUGCAACACAGAGCCGACUGGUGAAUGAAAGCUUGCUGGCAGAGGUGUUAGUGCAGAGAAGUCUCCUUGACCACUUUACGGCCCUGCGCUCCCUUCUGCUGCUCCAUGAUGCCCACUUUGCCCGGGCUCUCACCACCAACCUCUUUGGAAAGCUGGAGCCCACCACCUGCCCUGCUACACUGCUUGUCCCCACCAGGCUUAACAACAUUCUCAACAAGUCUGUGGCAGAUUCCUGUUGGAGCACCAAUCCCUUGGCAGAAAACCUUUCCUUUGUGGUCACCAGCAUUCCUCCAACCUUCACACACACCACAAGCAUUGUAGACUGCCUUGAACUGAGGUAUCGUGUGUCGUGGCCUCACAACCUCAUCCUAGACAACAACAACCUGACUUCCUACUCUCGUGUGUGGAGCUUCCUCGCCUCCCUCCACCAUGCCAUCUGGGCCUCGGACAACCUCUUCUGCCACACCGCCUUCCUCAGUCGGCAGGACAAGGAAGGGCUGCUUUCCCGAUCUUCACAGUUCCACCAACUAUGCCUCCACCGCCACAAAAUGCACCACUUCCUCCAGGCCUUGCACGCAUAUGUCAUCAGUCAGAUUCACCAAAUAAGCUGGAGCAGACUUGAGGAGAAGUUGCAGUCCAAGGUCACCUCCCUGGACCACCUGUACACCCUCCACAGCUCCUUCAUUGAGGCCAUCAUCUCCAGGUGUUUCCUCAGCCAGAAGGGACAGGUGGUACAGAGGCUGAUCAAGGAGGUGUUCUCGUGCACCUUGCGCUUCUGCUCCCAGUUCCUGGCCCACCCAUUUGUGCUGGAGGAGCUGGAGGGCGGCAGGCAGACCAUGGUGCACCCUGCCUUUGCUGCCCUGAAGGACACCUUCCAGGAGUUUGAGUCUCAUGCUGCCUUCCUGCAUAAAUUGCUGGUGAAGGUCGGGAUGCGGGUGCUGCCACACUCACACCAGGAGCAGCUCCUCUUCCUCCUCGACUACAACGAACACUACACGAUGCGGAGGAACAGACAGGAGAGGCGCAAAUAGACACCGAAAAGGAUUGUAGACUCCUUGGAUAGACACAGAACAAGCCCCGCAUUUUCUCCCCCAACCCCCCUCACGUCUUGAAUGGUUUCACAACUUUAUUUCUAUCUCGAUCAUAUAAUUUUAUUUUUUUUUUCAUUUCCAUACUACAUUGCGCUUAUAUACUCGUACAAUCUAUAGUAACAACCCGUUGCUAUUAGUGCCAUGUAAAUCAUAAACAAUCAAUGACUUGGUGCUCUCUCUCUCUCUCUCUCUCUCUCUCUCUCGACAAACAGCCAUUCCUUAUAUAAAAAAAUGGACCUGCUGUGCAUUCCCCUUUUAAUCAUAUAUAUAACAACCAUUCCAUCAUUAAUUUAUUCCAGUACUAGUACAUUUAUUAUGCAGUUAUAGCACAAAGUAAGUGUCAUCGUACAAUAGUUACACCUCGUUGUGAGAAGCAUAGACUAAUAGUAUUAAUGGAGGUAUUUAUUUGAUCUCAGCUGCGUGUUUAGAGUGGAGAAGUAUUGGCUAUUUUUUACCUGUUCUUGUUGCUGGCUUACUCCUUGAUUCUAUGAGGCAGUUGUAGUACUAUCAGUUGACACCGUGACGUAUCGCUAUCAGGGUUGUGGAGUCGGUGAUAAGAGUCGGUAAAGAUCGCAUGACUCAUUUAGAAUCUUGAGCAUUCACAAUAUUAUAGACGCACUUCAUAUAAUUUCUGGUGUGGACGAAGUAUCAUAAGUGGUUUACAAUGGUUUACGCCAACUACAGAAAAAUUAAAGUGUGUAUUUUUGUUUGUUCCGAUACCCUACGCCCCUGCCCACCCAGCAGUGAAUGGGUACCAGGUAUUAAUCGGGGGUUGUGUCCCGUCUCCUGGGAUCUGUUUCCUUAUAUAAUUCCUUCCCCUUCUCUCUCUCUCCGGCAUAUGACCACAGAUGUUGCGCCGACUAAACGAAACUUUCCAACUUUGACUCACAAUAUGAACACUUUGUACCUCGGUGUUUUUUUUUUUUUUUUUUUUACACUUGGGGCAAAUUAUCAAUAUGGUUCACGCAAAAUCUCCAGUAAGAUACAUGUAAACAGGGCCGGUCAUAGGAAACAACACGUAAUGUAAUCAGAGAUGUGUAUUUUUUUUUUUUCCGAGUGUUAAAAGAUUAUUUUCAUUCCCCACGACUCCACAACCUAAGUUUCUAUUCUACGCUUAUCGAGAAUAUAAAAACAAUCACGUACGCUAUUGCACGGGAUCUGAUUCUUAUGGCAGCCAUCGCCGUCAUCAACACGGAGCUAUGUAUAUAGAAUGGGAGUGUUUGGCUAAGUUCGUCACAUACGCCAUGUUGUUACCAAACGACAAAAGCCGCGCGAAAAUCAAAUUGGUGCUGAUACAAUGCUUUGUGUGUGUGUGUGUGUGUGUGUGUUCUCGGUAUCAUCAAAAUCUCGAAAAAGUACCCAGAGCAGACAUACAAAAAAAAAAAAAAAUCAGCAUCAAUUUAAAUUUCGCGCUGCGCUUCUGGUAACAACUGAGCAGGGCCAAACUCUCCUCUUCCAUGGCUCUGCAUCCACAUUACUGUGAGUGCCGGAGAAGGACGUCCCUGCUCACGGGGAAAUAAGGCUGUUCAAGGUGUGAUAUUAACUUACGAGCCCAUGUGAUGGUAAUUAGAAUAAGGUACGGCGCUUGUUUUUUUUUUUUUUUUUUUUUUUUCUAUGUCCAUGUGAACGAAACUGGAGUGAGAUUUUCUAAAGAUACCGUGUUUGGAUGUUUUUUCUUUGUUUAUAUAUAAGUAAGAAUUUCCUGCGAGUCGGGGCGCCUCGCUCACAGAAAUCCUGCUGAAAAGACUGAUGACUGCUUGAAUUUAUCCCUCCGUAUUGGCGCUUUAACACUGUCUGUCGCUGAAGGUGAAAAUAAAACCUAAAGAGUA